Molecule: messenger RNA, 2094 nt
Organism: Impatiens glandulifera
Lineage: Eukaryota; Viridiplantae; Streptophyta; Magnoliopsida; Ericales; Balsaminaceae
Exons: 1
Coding region: 1-2094 (697 amino acids)
Source: RefSeq, a predicted model, not a curated record
AUGGUGAUACCGGAUUCCACCCGGUCAUGGGGAUACGCCAUCCCACUCGGGAAAAUUAUGCUCCAUCACAACAUCAACACCGGUCCAGGUGUUCUUCUUUCUUCAAGCAAAAUCAUAAAGUCCCGCCAAUUCAAGGAAAGGAAGAGCAACAGGAAGGUCUCUAAAGGUGGCCGAAAGAAGAUAGGCGCUAAAAAGGCAAAUCCGGUAAAAGAGAAAUCCGGAAGCAAGAAACCGAUAGAAUUCGCAGAUCCGCCAUCCGAAACGCAAAAUGAGGACGAUUCGGCCUCUAGUUCUGACCGAACUGCUUCACAGAAUACCGAAGAAAAUGAGUCCGGUAAAGGAAAAGGACCGAUGGACGAGGCCAGUCUUGAAAACGCCGAUACUAGUGCAGAGGGUCCUGAGGAAGAAAAUAUUCACGCUAACGACAACACCAAGGAGAUGGCCGAGAAAAUCGUGCGCAGAAUCAUUGAGGAAAUCCAUCAGCAAGCCCAAGAGGUAUCCGACGUAUUCUUACGGUGGUUCCAGUACUGGAAUGAAAUAUUCUACAAACAAAUGCUACCGGGCCUAACCGCUGAACAGAAAUUCGAAAGGUUGAUGGAGGAGGAAGUCAACAACCUAACAAAAGCUCAGGAUCCAAACGAAGCCUUGAACCGACACGUAAUAGUGAAACCGCGAGCUCGGUUACAAAGGCUAGCCGAGCAUAUUCAACGUCUAACAAAAAAGUAUACUCCGGGAACACCGAAUUCUCGACUACAACUCUUGGUGUUGGAGCUACUUGCGGUCAAGGAAAGAGAGCUCACAGAAGAAGUGGCGCGGCUUGAAGCGGUGCCCGAACAUCAGGAUACGGCGAACUCACCAACUCAUAAGGAUGAUGGCGGUCAUACCCCAAUCAAUGAAGUGCCAGCCUCUCAUCCAGCGGAUCAGACUGUCCAAAUGACCGACGAAAGGACAGAGACACCUCUCACCGACGCACGUGCAUCUGAUCAAACCGGGGAUUCAGAACCGGCCAUUACGGAAGAGAAGGUCAUAUCUAUAAUUGAAGAAUUUGCUAACAAAGUGGUUCGACCUUGGAAGAAGAAAAUUAAGAAAAACGCGGUCCAAGCGGUCAAGAUAGCAGAGACAACAAGGGAUGAACUUGGCGAGGCGUUCAAGCGGAUCACAUCGGUCGAAACCAACUACGGUAAAGCCGAUGUACUGUACGUCGCUCAUCUAAAGCGAACCAUAACCUUGGAGGAUAUGACUCCGAAGUUGGUGGAUGACCUCGAGUCGGUCAGCCAAAGGGUAGUAGAGAUGGAACGGUCUCAAGAGGAGACCGGGCAACGGCUGACAAAGGUCGAUGAGGACCUGGGGCGGUCAAGUACCCAAGCUGGUUCGACACUCGACAGGGUCAUACAUCUUGAAGAUAAGAAUGCAACCCUUGAGGAAAGGAACAACAAGCUUGAAGCCGACCUCAAGGCGGUCACCGAGCAGGUGACUGAGUUAAUAAAGACCAAGCUGGCUGCCGAUAAAGCGAUUGAGGAGGCAAACGCUCAGGCGGCUAAGGAACUUCAGGAUGCGCUAGAUGAGCAGAACCGGACAGAGAAGGGGGUGGCAUGGUAUGAUGCGAACUUCGCCGAACACAUACGACAUUUAACGGCCAAAAAUCCGGAACUCGCAAAAACCAUGGCGGCCAAACAAGCCGAAGAGGCCAACCGGUUAAAGGCUCAACAAGACACAUACCACAAUUUCGAAAAGGCUCACAAGAAGUCCCAGGCGGCGCCCUCAUCUUUGGUUCCGGCGACAAGAAAAAGGAAGGCUCCUUCAAAGAAAGCUCAAGUCACCGAGAUGCUGGACAGAAUCACCGAGACGGUUGUUGACCCUCCACUAAACCCGGCUUUGCACACCGAGGAUGAUUUCGAAGAGGAUUUCCAGCCGCAACUCACAAGACAACGGAUUUUCGAUGCGGUUCCAAUUAGAACAGUUGGUCAACAAUUCCCUUCUCACACGGGCACCUCAGGAGCUGGGGGUUCUUCUUCAAGGCCGACUAAACCGGCUAAGGGACAAACAACAGAUGAUCUGAUGGAUGAAUUCUUGCCGUCCAAAUUGAAGAAAUAG